GGAUCAGCACUUGUAUAACACUGAUCCAUUGUAUCUGCCGGAAGAAAAGGCCUUUGUCACCGAGACCCAAGUAAUUCGGGAGACCUUGUGGCUUCUCUCUGGGGUUAAGAAACACUUUAUAUUCCAACAACACGAUGGAAAAGUGUCCGUAAGGAACAACGUGGUGGUAACUCAUCUCACCAGUAACUGUCUGCGCUCUGUUCUGGAGCAUAUCGCCGUGUACGGGCAGGCGGUGUUCAGGCUGCAGAGGUUCAUAGACGAGGUGACGGGGUACAGCUCGGAGCCGUGCCCACCGGGCUCCGGUUCCUCCUACAGCUCCAAGAGGGGCUCUGAGCCUCCCUUCAGGACCUACCAGGCCUUUGUGUGGGCGCUCAACAAGUACUUUACCGGCUUCAAAGAGGAGCUGACCACAAUUGAGAGAGAGCUCAUAUGUAACGAUGAGACGGUGACCCUGUCUGCGGUUUUGGAGCGACUCAACCCUCACCUGGCUCAGAUCAAAGUCCUGCACAAAGUCUUCUGCACCGGGGUCGCUGAGGUCCCCCCCGAGACCCCGAACGUGGUCCGGGCCUCCCACCUGCUCAACACGCUGUACAAAGCCAUCAUCGAGUACGACAGCGCCGGGGAGGCUUCGGAGCAAGCGGUGGCCUUGUUAUUUUCUCUGUGGACGGAGACAGUCAGACCGUAUCUGGAGAUUGUGGAUGAAUGGAUCGUUCACGGCCACCUGUUUGACCCCGCCAAAGAGUUCAUCAUCCAGAGGAACAAGGACGUCCCGGUGAACCACAGGGACUUCUGGUACGCCACCUACACGCUGUACAGUGUGUCUGAGACGGUGGACAACGAGGAGAAGCUGAACGACGCAGCCAGCGGCAGCUCCGGAGGGGAUCAGAGCUCCAGCAACAGGCAGCUCACCAUGGUGUCCUUCCUCAAACCCGUCCUCAAGCAGAUCAUCAUGGCUGGGAAGUCCAUGCAGCUGCUGAAAAAUCUGGACUGUAAAGAGGCAGAGCAGUCUGAGAGAUCCUCCAGAGAUGCAGAGAGGAAGAGCUUAUACACGCUGUUUCUGGAGUCAGUGCAGUCGCGCCUUUGCAGCCAAGAGCAGUCGCCCACAGACACGGUAACCGAACAACAGGCCACGAAGAGGAGCCUGAUAAAGAUGCAGUCCAUCAUUGCUCAGCACCUGGAGAUCGACGACGUCCAUGAUCCGCUGUUGGCCAUCAACUUUGCCAGGUGA
Molecule: messenger RNA, 1228 nt
Organism: Plectropomus leopardus (leopard coralgrouper)
Lineage: Eukaryota; Metazoa; Chordata; Actinopteri; Perciformes; Serranidae
Source: RefSeq, a predicted model, not a curated record